AUGCUCGGCCUCUCGCCCGCGCCCAGCGUAGUCCUGUGCUCCCCGCUGACGAGGGCGGUCCAGACGGCCAUCGCCAUGUUCGGAGGAUCAGGGAUCCCCAUCGUGGCGGUGCCCGAGGCUAGGGAGGCCUACGGGAGGUUUCCGUGCGACCGCCACCGGGACAGGAGCGAGCUCGAGCUCAUGUUCGGAGACUCGGUGGACUUCAGCCUCUGCGCUGUCCAGGACACGGCGUGGUCGCCACACCACCGCGAGGAGAUGUCUCAGCUCGACAGGCGCGUCGCCGGGUUCGUGGACGGCCUGCUCCGGCGGGAGGCCGGCCACGUCUUCGUGGUCUCCCACGGCGUUUUCAUCGAGGCGACGCUCCGGCAGCUGGCCCACGGGUACCCGGGGCACAUCGGCAAGAACCGCGUGCACAACUGCGACGUGCACUCGUUCGUAUUCUCGGUGGCGCCCUCCUCCUCCGCCGCUGCCGCCGCCGCCGCCGCGGUCAAGCCUUCGUCCACCAGCGCCGCCGCCGCCGCCGCCGCCGGUGCUUCUUCUUGUUCGGGCGGUGGCGUUGGGAGGGUACCCCCUGCCGCCGCCACAUCCACGGCGCCCCCCCGGGUGGAGGCUUACCUGACCGGUCAGGGCCUGGCACUCGCGUGCGCGGCGAGGAUGCCGCUCCCCGCCGUCGCCCACGUGAACCGCACCAUCCGCCGCUUCUCCGGAGACGGCCUUAGCCUCACCGAGCGCCAGUUCUCGGCCCUGCUGGCGCGGUGCGAGAUCGGGGCGCAGGAGACGAGGUGGCUGUACUGCGCGCUCGACCGGGAGGGCGGCGGGAAGGUCGCCGCCGGCGACCUCCUGCAGGCGCUGGUGGCGUUUCACUCGGGGGGGGAGGAGGCGGGGAGCGUUGCGGAGCCCCCCGGGGCGCACGCCCGUCACGGUCUGAUGGAUCUCCGCGUGCGGUACCAGAGGGAGAUGUACGGGACGCCGCUGGCGAACUACGAACUCCUGGACGCGACUUUUAAGCGCAUCCUGUUCACGGUGCUGGCAAUGUCGUGA
Messenger RNA from Ectocarpus siliculosus, 1041 nucleotides. The record is from the annotation of a GenBank genome assembly. Lineage: Eukaryota; Phaeophyceae; Ectocarpales; Ectocarpaceae.